AUGCCAACUCCUAUCUACAAGAACUUCUCUAGCCUCAAGCUUCGACGCUUAAUUCCGCACAGCAGCAGAUUGUUCCUAUACAUUGGAGAUUAUAUCAACCGAGGUCCUGGCGGUACCAACACUGAUUCGGCGCUCGCAGAGGCAAUAUUUGAUAAUGGCUCAGCACAACCAACCGUCAAGAUCAUCAGCAGUAGCAAAACUGCAACCACGUCUGACGUGACUUCUGGCAUAUGUAGCGUUGUCCAAGACCUCCUGAGCAAAACUCGAAUUGCCACCUCUGAUCUUCUCUCCAUAAACAUCGGGACGACGCACUUUGUCAACGCUAUUGUGCAGGCAGAUAGGAGUAAGCUCCGUCCUGUCGGCGUCCUACGACUCUGCGGGCCUUUUUGUCGUGAAGUCCCUCCUUUUGGAGACUUUCCAGAAGAACUUCGCAGAAUUCUUGCCGGGCCGAUCGGUUAUGUCAACGGCGGUUUCGAAAUCGAUGGUCGUACCAUUGCAGAGAUAGAUGAAAACGAAAUACUCAACUAUGCCAAUAGCCUCUCAGAUGCAGGUAUUAAGACUGUCGUUGUUAACGGUGUCUUCUCCCCCUUGGAUACUUCACCUGUCACGCAAGAAGAGCAGGUGAAGAAGAUUUUGUUAGGCGCCAUACCUGAUCUCGAUAUCGUAUGUUCCAGGGAGAUUGGUCGUCUUGGGUACCUCGAGAGGGAGAAUGCUUCAAUCCUUAACGCCUCGAUCCUUGCUUUUGGUCGUGUUACGAUUUCUCGCUUCCAAAAAGCCAUUGAAGCUCUUGGAGUUGCUUGCCCACUCUACCUAACACAGAACGAUGGAACAGUCUUGGAUGCGUAUUCAGCCUCGCUGGCUCCGAUUAGGACCUUUUCAUCAGGUGCCACAAACUCGCUUAUUGGUGCACUUUUUCUCUCAGCAAUUCAUGAAUCAGGAUCGACGAUUGAUCUGAAUAAGUCACAAGUCAUUAUGUGUGACAUUGGAGGGACUACUUCGGAUUUUGCCGCAUUAUCGCCUUCUGGUCUCCCACGACAAUCUCCAGCUACCGUCAAGGUCGGCGGUGUUCGGACCGCCUUCAGCAUGCCCGAAGUCCUGAGCAUUGGUCUUGGUGGUGGCUCAAGGGUCUACCGAAGUGAGAAUGAUAAUGUCAAGGUUGGACCUUUGUCUGUGGGGCAUCUACUCACCAGCGAGAGUAAAUGCUUCGGCGGCCCUGUUCUAACCGCUACCGAUGUUGUCGUUGCAUCUGGGCUCGGUCAUCUCGUCAAAGGACAUACUUCAAAGCUUGCAGAUCUAGACGAAAAGCUGGUGGAUCUCGCACGUCAAGAUAUCCGAAAACAAAUCGAGAACGGUAUUGAUAUAAUGAAAACGUCUGAUUUACCAGUCGUACUACUUCUUGUCGGAGGUGGAUCAAUUAUUCUCAUGGAUCAACUUGAAAAUGUGGUACAUUGUCUUCAACCCGCAUAUUCAGAUGUGGCGAAUGCCGUCGGAGCUGCAAUUGCCAAAAUUUCUGGAGAUAUCGACACAAUUAUAGUCCCAGGCCAGCAAUCACAUGAAGAAAUCAAGCAAAUCAUUUCUCAGCAAGCAAUCGAUAUUGCGGUUCAAAAUGGAGCUCAGAAAAGUACCGUAGAGGUCAUGGAAGUGGAUCUCAUCCCGCUUCAGUAUGUAAACAACGGAGCAAUGAGAGCGGUGGCUAAAGCGGUUGGACAUCUUCGGUGGGAUGGCGAAUACCACAGUGACCAAAAUACGCGAGUUGACAGUACCGAGGCGGACACCGACAAUAAUGCCAACAUAUCUCAAUCAUUGACGAAAGGCUUAAUUCCAACCAUCGACAGAGAAAUCAUCUCUGCCUAUCAACCCACCGUUUCAAAGGCUACAGGAGAAUGGCUUGUUUCUCCUAUUGAUCUAUUGUUCAUUGCAGAGGGCAAUGGCGUUUUGGGUACAGGUGGUGGUGGAUCAACGUACUCGGCUUAUCUCGACUCUCUACGAGUUCUUGAGGAGUUCGGCCAGGGCAAGAUGCGAAUUGUCGAUCCCAAGUCUUUGUCACCUGGGGCAGAGGCAGCUGUCGUCGCAUUCGUUGGUGCGCCAUCUGUCUCAAACGAGCGCCUCACAGGCAAUGACGAACUCCGAUAUGCCACUGAAGCACUUGGUAGGUACAAAGGCCUGACGAAUUUCGCAGGAGUCAUUGCUGGAGAGAUCGGAGGCUCAAACGGAAUGAGAGCUUUCGCUGUUGCCACCACUAUGGGUCUUCCAGUGAUCGAUACAGACGAAAUAGGCCGUGCUUUCCCCAAGGUUGACAUGUGUCUACCAUUCAUCUAUAAAGCCGUGGAUCCUUGUCCGGCAGUCCUAUCCGAUGCCCGGGGAAAUGUCCAGGUUGUUGUGAAGACUGAAAAUCCAGCCAAGUUUGAGAACAUGGCUCGGUGUAUAGCAGUGGAGCUCGGUCUCUUCGUCGCGUUGGCCAUGUCGAUACCCUCCGAGGUUGUUUCGAAGUACUGUGUCCACCGCAGCUUGUCCCUGUCCUGGUACAUCGGCCAAGCAAUAUGCACUGCACGGGCAUUCAAAACAGACAUUGUCGAUGCGCUGAUCGCCGUCGUCCCCGGAGGCCGACGCCUCUACUCCGGGAAAAUCGUCGACGUGUCGCGCCAAGUCAAGGGCGGCUGGACGAUCGGCACCGUGACUCUGGCGCUCGACGACGAGCUGAAAGCCCUGCAAUCACAAAACGGCCAACAUGCAGAUGAACGCCCCCUGCAACUCCAAUACCAAAACGAAUUCCUCUACGCAGCAUUGAAGAAUCCCGAUUCGUCGCUGGACGUCGUCUGCACGACGCCCGACCUCAUCAGCGUGCUUGACCAAGAUGGCGCUGCUGUCGGCACACAUGAGCUCCGCUACGGCCUGCGCGUCAGUGUCGUGUCUAUGCCGGCACAUCCGCUGUGGAAGACUGCCAUCGGCUUGGCAGCGAGUGGGCCGAGAGCUUUUGGCGUCGAUUUAGAUUACAAAGAAUACGGCGUGGACUGGCAGGAGCCGGAAUCUGUCAUUGAGGCUUUUGGGGUGUAG
Exophiala bonariae is the source of this 3054-nucleotide messenger RNA. RefSeq lists its product as uncharacterized. Bases 1 to 3054 code for a protein of 1017 amino acids. The record is from RefSeq and is a predicted model, not a curated record. Lineage: Eukaryota; Fungi; Ascomycota; Eurotiomycetes; Chaetothyriales; Herpotrichiellaceae. Gene Ontology annotation, biological process: glutathione metabolic process. Gene Ontology annotation, cellular component: cytosol. Gene Ontology annotation, molecular function: 5-oxoprolinase (ATP-hydrolyzing) activity. The transcript has 13 exons.